CUAAAACGAUAUGUAACAUCCUCGCCCUUAUCAAUGGGACACAUGGCGCCGUAUAAAAGAUUUUCGCAUAUAUCGGAGACUUCCUUGGCAAAUUACAGCGCAACUAUCCUGGGCUGCAAGUGGAUCCCACCAAAAAUGGAGGCUUUAUCAUUAGUGGUGUUGUGAACAAAAUUAAUAAAUGGAUUCGCCUGAAACUUUAUCUACCUCAUUAUCCAGAACUGCGAGAUUUUAAGCUAUAUGUGAUGGAACAAUUAGAAUAUAAGCUAUACAACAGUGCGUGCCUAGAAAUAAAACCAGGCUGGCAACUGGAGGACUUGUUGGCGCAUUUGGACGAGCUGCUACCCAAGCAAAAAGUCAAAGAUAUGGACAGAGGCUUGGCAACAAAGAGCAGCAAUAUUUAUGCAGAGAUUGUAAAACUGCACAAGCCUCAAAAGUAUCGCAUGGAGUUGAAUGAGGCUUACACGCGUUUGCGCUUCAGCAGAUUUGUUGAAUUUGAGGCACAUUAUCUGGAAUUGGAGCUACCAACGCUACGUUUGCUGCAACAUAGUUUACCCGAGUGUGUAGCCUUGGCAAACAUUCUGGCAAAUAAGGCACCCACGCUAACAGACGUCUUGAAUCUCUAUCUAAGGCUAUUGGAGGAACUGCGUCCAUUUUAUGACAGCUUUGUGGAUAUAGACGAGCUGUGUGAUGUGCUGCAGCCAUAUCCUAUAACGACAAAACAUAAUACGCGUGUGUUUCCAUUGAAAGAGCGUGUAUAUCUCAAGCUUAGCAUUGCGGAUCCGUUUGCUAGCUAUGGCUCAAUGGCUAUAGAGAUCAUAGGACCAACAGAGGACGUGGCACAAUUGCGUCAUGUGCUUAGCGAUGGCCUGAGCAGCUGGGACAUGGAACUAGAUAUGCAUAAGAAUCUUCUGCGCAUCUUCGACUUGUGUUAUUUUCCCAUGCCCGCCACAGUCGAACUGGGAGAGACGCAGCGGGCAGCAGAUGAUCAGCAGCUAUGUAACAUUUGCUAUGUUUAUCGCCUGGACAGCGGUGAGGUGCCAAUUGUUUCAUGCGAUAAUCAGCGUUGUGUGCUCAAAUGUCAUGCAGCCUGUCUGAAGGAGUGGUUCGAUACGCUGGCAGAUGGCAAAACCUUUCUGGAGGUAUCCUUUGGCCAGUGUCCUUACUGCAAAGGGAAACUAUCCACUUCCUUUGCUGCGUUGCUAAAAAACUAAUCCGAAUCUUUUGCGCUUAUGUUAAACACGAAUCUCUUGGCAUGCAGUUUAUUUGUAUAUUUAUUAACUACGCACAUUGUAAACGAAUAAGACGUGAGUUACAUAAAUGUACAGUAAGAUUAAA
Messenger RNA from Drosophila busckii, 1335 nucleotides. RefSeq names its product E3 ubiquitin-protein ligase FANCL (gene Fancl). Gene Ontology annotation, molecular function: ubiquitin protein ligase activity. The record is from RefSeq and is a predicted model, not a curated record. The transcript has 3 exons. Lineage: Eukaryota; Metazoa; Arthropoda; Insecta; Diptera; Drosophilidae. Gene Ontology annotation, biological process: interstrand cross-link repair; protein monoubiquitination. Gene Ontology annotation, cellular component: Fanconi anaemia nuclear complex; nucleus. The coding region runs from base 243 to 1211 and encodes 322 amino acids.